AUGUCUUUCUUCCCAGCAUCUGUACCAAAAGGAACACUGUUUUACCAUGGAACACAUACAACUGAGCCAGUUGAAGGAAUGGAAUGGUUAGCCUUCGAAAUCGAACACGCCGAAGUGUUUGCACAUCCAAGGAGAGAACGUGGUCCUGGAGGUCAUGGCCCAGGAAAAGGUCCCAGUGGACAUUCUCCAGGUUCUCCUCCGCAUGCACGAAUGUAUAACCGUCCAAAAUCCAAACACGGUGGGGGUAUUUACGAUUCUGAAGACAAGGAUGAAGUUAGCCAUGGCUAUCUUCACACGUACCGUACCUCCAAACCUCUCACCAAACUUUUCUAUAUCGAUGGAAUGUCCGCUGGUAAAACAAGCAUGGGGACGCUUGACUCCACAGACUACAUUAUUCGCAAUCUCACACCCACGUCCAAGGAACCAAAUAAUGAUUGGAUCCGAGCAGUCGACCUUUGUAAAAUUGGCGAGCAAUGGGGGGUUGAGGGAUUUCUUCGCAUGGAAGCAGGUUUUGAGAUUAUUCUCUGCAAUUUCAAAGAGGGGCUUGAAUUUAUGUCGGCUUCUCAAAGAGAAGAGACAGAUUUUGGAAAAAAUGACGUUGUUCAAUUUGAAUAUGUGAGGGCCCUUGCAUAUCGAUAUCAAGGUAUCAUGGGAGGAAGAGUAAAAGUGGACUAUUCAUCUAUGAUUUCUGCUUUCUUUUAUCCACUGAAUCUUACUAAUCCUAAUCCUUCUCAUUCCGAGCUCCCUAGACUGAUUACGGCUUCUGAGUCGGGUGAUUUAGGGAGAAUCCACUCUGAUGUGAUGGAACUACUUAAGAGUGAAGAGUAUGGGAAAAGAGAGACGAUUAAUUGGCAAAACGUGGUGGAUAUGAUUGUCACGAGAUAUUCUGAUCGUUUGAAAUUUAUGGUUCAGAACGAGACGUCCGUGGAGGCGGUGAAGUCGGAGAUCAAAUUGCUGUUGGAUGUCUACAUCGACUAUAAGAACGCUGACGUUGCUUCUUCGGUGGAGAAAUGUGCAAAUCACUACUUGGAGCCGGUGGUACCAGAAACCAAGGCGGAUCAUUUGAUUCGUGCUGCUAUUUUUGAGGUGGCGCAUAAUAUCUGUAGUACAUUGUUCAAAGUGAGGGAUUUACUGAAUGACGAAGGAAAUAGUGUAAAGGGAGAAAGGAGGGGAAAGGAACUCAUCGAGGGGUUGAUCGACGAAUUAGAUUGGACCACUUGGCUUGAAUGUGGAAAGUGUGCAUACGAUCAAGUAUGCUUUGUGGCUAUUUGGCCUUGGGGAGGAGUAGAAGAUCAUGUAUCUCCGGGGUGUAUCAAGAAGGAUGAUUUAGGUAAUCGGAGAGGAUAUUGGGAGUAUGGAAGUUAG
Sclerotinia sclerotiorum 1980 UF-70 is the source of this 1365-nucleotide messenger RNA. RefSeq lists its product as hypothetical. The transcript has a single exon. NCBI's taxonomy places the organism in Eukaryota, Fungi, Ascomycota, Leotiomycetes, Helotiales, Sclerotiniaceae. The coding region runs from base 1 to 1365 and encodes 454 amino acids. The record is from RefSeq and is a predicted model, not a curated record.